Molecule: messenger RNA, 1799 nt
Organism: Phycodurus eques (leafy seadragon)
Lineage: Eukaryota; Metazoa; Chordata; Actinopteri; Syngnathiformes; Syngnathidae
Gene: brix1
Product: brix domain containing 2
Exons: 10
Coding region: 12-1040 (342 amino acids)
Biological process (GO): ribosomal large subunit assembly; rRNA processing
Cellular component (GO): nucleolus
Molecular function (GO): rRNA binding
Source: RefSeq, a predicted model, not a curated record
CUCAAACAAACAUGUCGAAUCUCAAGCGAAAACGUGGAGGACGGGUACCCGGUGGAAAAAAGGCAAAGAAAGUCAAACAUGUCGCAGGUGGAGGCGAUCCACCCGCUGACAACCAACAGGAGAAGAAGGAUGAAAUCACCAUUCCACCGCCUGUUUCUAUGGGCAAAUGGACCAACAAGGAAAGAGUUCUCAUCUUCUCUUCGAGAGGCAUUAACUUUCGAACCAGACACUUGAUGCAAGACCUGAGGAACUUGAUGCCACAUUCGAAAGCAGAUACCAAAAUGGACAGAAAGGACAAGCUAUUUGUUAUUAACGAGGUGUGCGAGAUCAAAAACUGCAACAAGUGCCUCUUUUUUGAAGCCAAGAAGAAACAGGACCUCUAUAUGUGGGUAUCAAAUAGCCCCCAUGGACCCUCUGCAAAAUUCCUGGUUCAAAAUAUUCAUACACUGGCUGAGCUCAAGAUGACGGGAAACUGCCUGAAAGGAUCCAGGCCACUCUUGUCCUUUGAUCCCACAUUUGACAAAGUGCCCCACUAUGCUUUGCUGAAGGAGCUCUUCAUUCAGACGUUUUCCACGCCGCGGUAUCACCCCAAGAGUCAGCCCUUUGUGGACCACGUCAUCACCUUCACCAUAGCAGAUGAAAGAAUUUGGUUCAGGAACUACCAGAUCAUCGAGGAGGAUGCGGCGCUGGUGGAAAUCGGACCUCGCUUCGUCCUCAAUCUUAUAAAGAUUUUUCAGGGGAGCUUCGGGGGGCCCACGCUCUAUGAAAACACACACUUCAAGUCACCCAAUAUGCACCGGCGUGAGCUCCGUCUGGCGGCGGCGGCCCGUGUGCGUGAGAGGCAGAUGGUGAAGGAGUCGCUGAAGGCAAAGAAGGCCCUAGUCAAGCCGGAGAUCAUCAGCGAUGUGACAGACAAUGUCUUCGACACACCGGUGCCGGCGAAACCCGUGAUCAUCGAGACUGAACCACCGGAGCCUAAAGAGAAAAAGAAGCCUCGCAAAGCGUUCAAAAGGAACAGGAUGCAGAUGAAGCGCAGGUAACUGGAGGGACUGAUCAAUGACCAGGAAGGAAUAUAUACAUUUAUUCACUUCAAUUAUGUUUUUGUUGUGUGAAUGCAACAUAUUAAAGUUACUACUUGUCAAGUUUUGUGAUGUAAACAUGGGACAAAACUUCAAUUUUUUUUUUUAUUGAUUAGAAAAACAUUUUUGAAUAAAAGGAGCAGGGAGAAGAAUAUUUUUGACCCCAUUUCACAGAAAAAUAAAACAUUUCUCAAUCAAACUGUCACAACAAAUGUUAAAGAAGGGAAUUCUGACGCAUGACGAACGUGGGGUACAAUUUCUACUUGGCAGGUGAGUCUCUUCACCUUAAGACUAAACGGCAAACUUUGAGGUGUACAUUUUGUAAACCUAUUGUGCUGAGAAGUCAGGACUGAGUCGCAUGUACCAAUGUCGUUGCAAAGCUCUAUGGUAGAGAUGAAAUUAUACACCUGUUCUGCUUCAUAUCUGGAUUUAAUGUGGUUUGCCGUUACAGCUUCUGAAUCCACAUUUCCAGAUGAUUUUGGCUAGACAUACGUACAGCAUGUUCAGUCUUAUUACAAAUUUAUAAAACAAUACACGUUUCCCUAAGUUAAUGCUGAUAAAGCUUUAUAUUAAUGACCAAUUGCUUAAUUUGUAUGAACAGUGUCAUCAAACUGAAAAAUCCUAGGAAAUAUCUGCCUGUUAUAAUAUAUCUAGGUAUACACAAGUAUGUCCAGGAAGAAAAACGCAGAAAAUAAAAGUGUUGAAUGAACAGUAGCUUGA